Seminavis robusta is the source of this 873-nucleotide messenger RNA. The record is from the annotation of a GenBank genome assembly. NCBI's taxonomy places the organism in Eukaryota, Bacillariophyta, Bacillariophyceae, Naviculales, Naviculaceae.
AUGGCUGAUCUCGAGAAAGGAGGAGCGGACAAGAUUCCGUUGGUGAAUGCCGUGGAAGUGACUCCCGUGGCAGGAAGCACGGUAGAGGUUGUGGCACCCAUGGAUCUGCAGGAGGGUUACCAGUUGCAAGUACAAGUCAAUGGUGUUCGCAAGUCCGUCAACGUUCCUUCAGGAGGAGUCAAGCAAGGAGAAUCCUUCCAGGCACAACCUUACGAUGAUAAUGCUCCCACUCACCACAUCCCUGUGGGUCAGUGGCGUGAUAACAUUUGUGAUUGUUUGAAAUUUGGAUGUUGCCAUCCCAUGUGUUGUAUGGGAUACUGGUGCGAACCCAUCUUGGCUGGUCAGGUGAUGACACGCAUGAGUCGUGAUUGGUUGGGAGGUCCUGGUCCUCGUCCCUCUGUCAGCAACACUUGCCAGAUUGUCACCGGAAUCUGGGUGUUUGUGCUCCUGGUUCAAUCCAUCAUGAGAAUCAUUGCCGAGAGCCAAGGAUUCUGUAUUGGAGGAGAACUGGAAUUCGACAUUGAUACCAAUCAGUACAAAAUUAAGUGUCCUGAUGGAACAUUCGAGAGCCCCAACACCACAUACAAGGCAGUCAUGGGAGUAGCUGGAACUUUGGGAGGGGUCUUUACCCUUUACUUGUUCUUUUCAAUCUGCCGAACUCGCCAAGCUAUGCGACGCAAGUACAAUAUCGAAGCAGGAGGCUUGGGAGAUGGGUGUGAAGAUUGCUGCUGUGCCUUCUUUUGUUCCUGCUGCACAAUUCAACAGAUGGCACGCCAUACCAAUGACUACUCUACCCACGACAUUGGGUGCUGCUCUAAUGAGUGCUUCAAUAACCGUGGCCAACAAGACCAUCUGCCUGAAAUUGAGCCCUGA